Molecule: messenger RNA, 1360 nt
Organism: Leptidea sinapis
Lineage: Eukaryota; Metazoa; Arthropoda; Insecta; Lepidoptera; Pieridae
Product: gamma-2-syntrophin
Exons: 9
Coding region: 200-1297 (365 amino acids)
Molecular function (GO): protein binding
Source: RefSeq, a predicted model, not a curated record
ACGUAACCUUUCAGUUGUGGUAGACACGCUUAUGUGUCGAGACGGUAUUUUUCACGUGCGACUCUGCUCUCGAUUUCGUAUUGAUUUUUUCCCUCGAGACAGUGAAGUGACGUAAAUACACAUGCGUAGAACUACAAAAUACAAGAAUAACAAAUUAAUUAAGUAAUUUUGAAAUUAUUGUGCAGUUUCGUAAGUCAAAAUGGGACAGUCGUUCAAAACUAAUCCGAAUGGGAGUUUGAGACAAAAAUUAGAAGAGAUAUUCAAAUUAAUGCUGGUAUUGUGGUCGAGACAGAGUCAAAUAAACAAACUUGUUGCUUCGGAGCCCAGUGAAAGCGAUAAAACAGUGGUCGUGCGUCGUGGCAGCGAGGAAUUUGGAUUUAGGAUUCAUGGAAGCAAACCCGUGGUGGUGUCAGCAAUUGAACCAGACACUCCAGCCGAGACAUCGGGCUUGGAAGUUGGAGAUGUUAUCAUAUCUGUCAAUGGAAUUAACGUGUUAGACAAAACACAUUCAGAAGUUGUGAAGAUCGCCCAUUCUGGCUCUGAAAUCUUGGAAUUGGAUGUUGCCAGAACAUGCGAAGUGGUCGCUUCGCUAGCACACGAAGGCGGUCCUGCGGCGCUGUACUCCGGGUACUUGUGGCGGGCCGCGCCGUUAAGACCGCAUCACCCUCCGCGUUGGACACGCCGGUGGUUUGUUCUAAAAAGGGAUAACUGCCUUUAUUACUACAAAACUGACUCGAGCGUUCACCCAGUAGGUGCCUUGAUGUUGGUGAACUACCAGCUGAGCGAAGAGGACGCCGGCAAGCCGCACGGGUUCCGACUGCAGCGCUGUGGCGGCGGCGGCACGCGGCUUCAACUCGCCGCGGACACUGCCGAAGCUGCCGCUAGAUGGCGUGCUGUACUAGCGCAUGCUAUCGACGCAACGCAACAGCGGGAUGGUUGGCUUGAAGUGACGAUGCGAAACAUGAAGCUCCCACCAUCUUCUAUACCCAGGCCGGACUGCUUCGGUUAUCUCAUGAAACUGGGCUCCAAGUGGAAGUCAUGGGCGAAGCGGUAUUGUGUACUCAAAGAUGCCUGUCUUUACUUCUAUAAUGAUGGAAAUAGCAAGAGUGCUUUCGGAAUGGCUUGCUUACAUGGGUACCGAGUGGGGACCUGUGCAGGCAAGAAAUAUGCAUUUGAAGUGACGCCCACAGAAGCGAAACAGAGACAUUUCUAUUUCCACACAGAGUCUGAAAUGGACAGAAAACGAUGGAUGGCUGCUCUAGAGUAUUCAAUCGACAGAUGGAUGAAGGCUGGUUGACGAAGACAUCCAUCAUCGGAAUCCUUCAAUAAUGUUUAACGUAAUAAAUGCCUCCUUAAUUUA